Scleropages formosus (Asian bonytongue) is the source of this 2987-nucleotide messenger RNA. Its product is annotated as inter-alpha-trypsin inhibitor heavy chain H3-like. The transcript is spliced from 24 exons. Gene Ontology annotation, molecular function: serine-type endopeptidase inhibitor activity. Gene Ontology annotation, biological process: hyaluronan metabolic process. The record is from RefSeq and is a predicted model, not a curated record. NCBI's taxonomy places the organism in Eukaryota, Metazoa, Chordata, Actinopteri, Osteoglossiformes, Osteoglossidae. The coding region runs from base 52 to 2871 and encodes 939 amino acids.
CUCUUUAAAAGGCCCUCAUUCCUGCCCGUCGCCCAUCUCCAGUCAGGCACGAUGCUGCUGCUUGCUCUCAGCCUCCUGCUGGCUGCUGUUUCCUCUGUGCCCGUCCAGAAGGAGGAGCAGAAGGACCAUGGCAUUGACAUUUACAGCUUCCACAUCAAGUCUGAGGUCAGGAGCCGCUACGCCAUGACUGUCAUCACCAGCCGUGUAGCCAACCUGGCUAAUGAGUCCCGUGAAGUGAACUUCCAUGUGGAGAUGCCCAAGCACGCCUUCAUCAGCAACUUUAGCAUGACCAUGGAUGGACAAACCUACAAUGGAGUGGUGAAGAAGAAAGCAGAGGCCCAGCAGCAGUACGACAAAGCCGUUUCCCGUGGCCAAAGCGCCGGGCUGGUCAGCUCAGUAGGUCGCACGCUAGAGGAGUUCACGACCUCGGUGACGGUAGCAGCACACAAAAAAGUGACCUUUGAACUCACGUACGAGCAGCUUCUGAAGCGACGUCUCGGCCAGUACGAGCUCCUCAUCAAAGCCAAGCCCACGCAGGUUGUGAAGGACUUCAAGAUUGACGUGCACAUACGCGAGAGGCAGGGCAUCCGUUUCCUGGACACGCGGGGAGAGCUCGUGUCCACAGAGCUGUCCAAGGUUGUCAACACCACGCUGUCGGAGAAAGAGGCCCGUGUGCUCUUUGCCCCCACGCGCCAGCAGCAGCGGCAGUGUCCAGGCUGUGGGGCGGAUGGGCUCAGCGGAGAUCUGCUCAUCGUCUAUGAUGUUAACAGGCCUAAGACAAAGGGUGACCUGCAGAUUUCACAGGGUUACUUUGUGCAUUACUUCGCCCCUACUGACGUCAACCGCACCUCCAAAAAUGUGGUGUUCAUCAUCGACCAAAGCGGCUCGAUGCACGGGCGGAAAAUCGAGCAGACCCGUGAGGCACUGUUAAAGAUUCUAGACGACGUCCCCGAGGACGACCAUUUUGCCCUCAUCACCUUCGACAGCACGGUCCGUUCGUGGAAACCACAACUGGUCCGGGCCACGCCCGAUAACCUGGAAGCUGCUCGGUCAUUCGUGAGGAAGAUCCAAGACCUCGGAGCCACCGAUAUAAACGCCGCAGUGCUGGAAGGGGUGAGGAUGCUGAAAGUCUUCACCGAUGGUCAAAAAACCAACAAAACCGCCUCUAUCCUCAUCCUGCUGACGGACGGAGACCCAACAUCAGGAGUCACCAAUCUGGACACCAUCCGGGCCAAUGUGAAGGAAGCCAUAGGCAGGAAGUACACGUUGUACUGCCUGGGCUUCGGGUUCGACGUUAACUACGAGUUCCUCGAGAAGAUGGCUCUGCAGAACGACGGGGUCGGACGCAGGAUUUACCCCGAUUCAGAUGCUGCGCUGCAGUUGCAGGGCUUCUAUGAGGAAGUGGCCACACCCCUCUUGUCGGACGUCGAAAUGAAUUACGCCGGCGUGUCCGACGUCACCCAAACGACCUUCAGCCAGUACUACAACGGCUCCGAGAUCGUGGUCGCUGGUCACGUCACCGACAAUGAGCUGGAAACACUUAGAGCUGUGGUCAAGGGUUACUCGGAAGGUAACGAGGUCAAGUAUGAAGAUGCGUCUUCGAAGAAUGACGAUGCCACGGACGCCUACAUCUCUGACGUGUACAUUCAAAGACUGUGGGCUUACCUGACAGUGCAGCAGCUGCUGGAAAAAGAAGUGCUGCUCAGCGGCAGUGACAAAGAGGCCAUCAGAGAGCGCGCCCUGAACCUCUCUCUCAAGUAUAGCUUUGUGACUCCGCUGACCUCCAUGGUGGUCACUAAGCCGGAGGGGGACAAGUCCCAGGUGCUCCACAAACCCAAGGAGGGCAAGCCAGGCUCCAAAGAAACUUCCAAUAUGAGGCGAGGUUUUCGACCUCAGACUUUACCUGAUGCGGGUGGCAUCUCCCACAGGAUGGUUGGACCUUCAUACAAAUCACGUGUUUCUAUGCCCAACAGAAACCCUUUAGGUGAGCGUGGUCUUCCUGGUCCUCCUGGAUAUCCCAGAUACAUGGGUAUCAGGCCUCCUGAUCCCCACGCAAGGUUACAUCAUUCGCCACCCCAAAUUGCCAUGCACAUCGACUACAUGGACUCCCCAUUGGUGAAACUUGCUGACGUGACGGGCGUUGUGGACUAUGACAAUCUGGCAACUCACGUACCGCACGACACGGAUGCGGACUACGGCAUUUGGGCAACUCGCACACCUGCUCCUGAAAGCGGGAGGACCCUCAGGAUCGUGCUUCCGGCGGCGGGGCAGAAUAUCCCGCUGUGCUUCGACGUGCCGGUUCCCUACCGGCUUACCUACAAGCUGCUGGAGGACUCCGCUGCCGGGCUACUGGUGCUGGGCCAGGUUGGCGUCGCCCGCCACAAGGACUUCCAGCAGCUCAGCAUUCGCACCAAAGAUGGAGGAAAUGUCACGGUGGACACGAGCCACAUUCAGCUCUCCAAGGGCCAGCAGAAGAAGCUUCUUUCUUGGCAUCAGUCUUCUGCCAGACAUCAGUCAAACAGGUUAUCACUGCUCAAACAGGACCACGUCUUGGAGGUGACGGUCGGUGGGACCCGCAUCGACAUCCUGCUCCACAAGGAGGGUCAAGAGCACUUCCUGUGGCCAGCUGUCAAAGAGCGCCCCCUAGGGAGCUCAGCCACAGGGCUCAUGGAGCAGCACCGGGUAUCAUAUGAAGAAAAACAGGUGUCACCCUCUGUAACACUGGAGAUCCAAGGGCACCAAACGGUGGCACAGAGGAACUCCGCGACGGACUAUAGCGCCCCCUCCAGGCCCACGGUCAGCUGCUGGCUGGUGCCGCACCACUCCGUCGUGCAGGGGGAGCUGUCCAGCCUCACGGUGCGGGAGCCCUAGAGCGGCGACGCGUCUUUCGCCGGCCGUCCACGCCGACCCUCCGCACCGCCUCUCGGCCCACUCGGCACGUUCUCCCUCACAUAUGGAAAAAUUCAAUAAAACAUGCACUAGCAACA